CACUCAUCCACCUCCACCUCCACCCUCGCCUUCGACCGACCUCCUCCCCUCCGUCAGCUCAACUCCUCACUUUGUCUUCUCAUCGGAACAUAAGCGACUCGACAUGGCGGACAACGUCGCGGAGCUCACGGCGCGAGCCUACGCAAUCGCUCACGCUAUUCCACAUGGGCGAGUCACGACGUACGGCCACAUCGCCAAGCUUGCUGGAUAUCCGAACUACUCACGACAUGUGGGCAACGCGAUGAAGGCGCUGCCAACAGAAAGCACGGUGCCGUGGCAUCGCGUCAUCUCUGCCAAGGGCGUCAUCUCGCCCCGAGGAGAUGGCGGUCUCGGUGUCGCCCGCCAGCGCGAUCGCCUCGUAGCCGAGGGUGUAGAGGUUGAGACAGUCGCGGGGCUGGGCGAGCGCAUCGAUGUGCGCCGUUACGGCUGGUUCCCCGAACGAGGAGAGCAGACGUUGGAUGCGUGGAUCGAAGCACAUCUCGGCCCCACGGCCGUUGGCGAUUGAAUUGAAUACUACAUCCUCCGCCUUCCCUCGGUACGCGGCAGUCGGCUCGCAUGAGCACGUCGCUGGCGAUAGCUCUCAAGCCAUGCUCGCCACGCUCGCCGCGAGCUCUCAUCUCGCUCACGUGAUACAGGACACGUCGGCUGGUAUGCAUUCUUCACGCGCC
This is a messenger RNA of Cutaneotrichosporon oleaginosum, 668 nucleotides long. RefSeq lists its product as uncharacterized. The record is from RefSeq and is a predicted model, not a curated record. NCBI's taxonomy places the organism in Eukaryota, Fungi, Basidiomycota, Tremellomycetes, Trichosporonales, Trichosporonaceae. Gene Ontology annotation, biological process: DNA repair. Gene Ontology annotation, molecular function: catalytic activity.